AUGGCCGAGCACGCAACAGCAGUAGUGAGACUGAAAGACGUCAGCUCCGCCCAAGUCGCAGCUCAUUCGGCGGGACUCAGUUAUACAUUCAAUUAUGCUGAAGCCGAUAUUCUCGCGAGGAGUGACUUACAAGUUACUCGCGAACAGCUGAAGUCAUGUUUUUCCGGUCCCCAGUCAAGCACAAUGACCUCCACGCUCGAUGCUGAGAAUUGGCCUACACAAACCGAUACAGCAUACACUACCGGAUACGACACCACUCGGGUGAUACCACACGAACCACCGGUUGGAGAACACUUGAACCUGCUGCGCAAUCCUACUGAAACAACUGCCACCACCGUCUCCCUCGCCUUCUUCCUCCUCUCUCUCGGACAUGACUUGACGCAGUCAACACUAGCCCUGGCUUCGCCAAUGGUCACUGUCACAUGA
Messenger RNA from Dibothriocephalus latus, 426 nucleotides. The record is from the annotation of a GenBank genome assembly. Lineage: Eukaryota; Metazoa; Platyhelminthes; Cestoda; Diphyllobothriidea; Diphyllobothriidae.